AAUUACUUUGUGAUGUUGUCAGUGAUUCUCUUAUGUUGCCAAGCCGCACGCUCAGCUCCUCUCCAAACAAACCACCGAUCAACCAGCAAACCUAACACUCUUCGUUUUGCUUAAUUAACUUUCGCUUCUGUACUCGUUCAACGAAAAUAUGGGUGAUGAGGACGUGAUUCGCCGCCGCCUCCUGAUUGACGGUGACGGAACCGGUGACGACAGGCGACUCAACGCGUUGCUGAAAACGUUUGUCAAGUGGUGCGCAGGAGACGAGCCAGAAGCCGAAAGCCGACAGACUCACGAUAGAAUGCUCGCUCUUGCAGCACAGUGCGAUUUCGCACUUUCCAAAGCCCACCUGACUAGCGCCAUGAGUGCAGAGGAGCUUCACAAUUACGAAGAAUGGUCUAAAAAAAUUGAAUUAGAUAUUGCAACGGCCAAACAAGACAUAGAGAAAACAAAGCGCGAGCUGAAGAAUGCUCGCACUGUUCGUAGAAACAGGAUAGAAUAUGAUUUAUUGGCUAAAGUAAUUACUGAGCAGCCGGACCGAAGAAAAACUAAUGAAGAGCUAUCACAACUACGAGAGGACCUGAGUGCAUUGCAAGCUACCCGUGAAGCUUUAGAGAAAAAAUUAAAUAUGCGCCGCAAGCAAUUCCAUGUCCUAUUGUCGAGUAUGCACCAACUUCAGACGCUACUUGAUGACAGUGAGUCUGAAAUGAUGGAUGUGUCUCUGGAUGAUGUUGAUGAUGCGGACAAUUCAGAGUCAACACCUUCAUAAAUAUUUCAUUUAAUCAAUUUGGUUUUGGUCAUCUGAAUGUCAAAGGUUAUUGGCCGUUAUUUAACUGUGUGGUAUGACUGAAUAUAUUUACCCUCUGUUCUUU
Molecule: messenger RNA, 869 nt
Organism: Thrips palmi
Lineage: Eukaryota; Metazoa; Arthropoda; Insecta; Thysanoptera; Thripidae
Gene: thoc7
Product: THO complex subunit 7 homolog
Exons: 4
Coding region: 149-766 (205 amino acids)
Biological process (GO): mRNA processing; mRNA export from nucleus
Cellular component (GO): THO complex part of transcription export complex
Source: RefSeq, a predicted model, not a curated record